AUGGCCGCUCAGCGGAGGUAUCGCGUCGAGUUCGCGGACAACGCGGCCCGCUGGCUGCAGCAGUACGGCUACGACGGCCUGGUGCUGCACUGGCGCCAGCCGAUGGCCGGCCAGGACCGCGGGAUGCUGAGCGCGCUCGUGCGGACGCUGAAGCGACGGCUGGCCGAGGACGCCUUGCGCCUGGGCAUCGUGCUGCCCGCAGACAAGGAGCGGAGGACCGCCGGCUACGACGUCCGCGAAGUCGCCCAGGUGGCCGACGUACUGUUCGUGGACACGCACCGCACCAUGGACCCAGCCUCUUUCCCGGUGACGUCGUUCUUUAGCCCGCUGCGCGCCAAGAGCCAGGCCAAGAAACUGCGCCAGGCGGGGCUCUCGUACGUGCUGGGGGACUUGUCCCUCGAGGUCGCCCAGAUGGACAAGCUUGUCUUCAGCCUCACCUUGGCCGGGGCCUCGUUCACGCUCAGGGCGGCCGAGAACAACAAGGUGUGCGCCGUUAAAGUGACCUGCGAGGGCCAGACCUGGCUCACAUCACCCCCCACUUGUCUGCGCACAAACGUGCUGCAGGUGGGCGACCCCGCGGCGGGCCCCGGCCAUCCAGGUGUCUUUACCAAGCAGCCGGGCGUCGUGAGCUACUACGAGAUCGAGCAGAUGCUGGCGCACGACCUGAGCUGGUCGCGUCAGUUCGACCGCGUGUCCCAGUGCCCCUUCAUCGUGAACGGCGACCAGUGGAUCGGCUUCGAGGACGACGUGUCCCUGCAGAGCAAGGCCCACCUGCUGCUCUUCACCGGGGGCAUGGCGCUGUGGGACAUCUGCAUGGACGACUUCAGGGCCACGUUCGGGAGGCCGCUGCUAGCCAGGGCCAGGGACAUUCUGCUCAGGAACCACUCCUACGGGAGGUCCGGCCGCACCAAGCGCCGCCACUGA
Ixodes scapularis (black-legged tick) is the source of this 924-nucleotide messenger RNA. RefSeq names its product chitinase-3-like protein 1. Gene Ontology annotation, biological process: chitin catabolic process; carbohydrate metabolic process. Gene Ontology annotation, cellular component: extracellular region. Bases 1 to 924 code for a protein of 307 amino acids. The record is from RefSeq and is a predicted model, not a curated record. Gene Ontology annotation, molecular function: chitin binding. The transcript has 3 exons. Lineage: Eukaryota; Metazoa; Arthropoda; Arachnida; Ixodida; Ixodidae.